CGCCUACAACCGUCAAUGAAGACUCCAGCGCUUUGAUUCGAAGUUUGAUUCGAGAAAGCGCGAUGAGCAAGCUUUGGGUGAGGACUACAUUCUUGCUUCCUCUCUUGCUUGCUGUUCGUGCUGGACUGCAUGAUGUUCCGAAGAUGGUGGAUGAUCAGCCCAGCAUGGCGAAAAAUCGUGGAAUGUCCCAUGCAUCAUCGGGCUAUGAGCCAGCUCGAUCCGGAGCCUGUACAGAAGCCUACACGGAGCGAGUCUGCUUGCGAAGAAGCGGGUGUGCAUGGUGCAUGGUAAAGCAUAAUGAGGAUGCGGAUGGUGACGGAGUCAGAGCCGUCUCCUCCAUCCGACGAAAAUCAAAGUCGACAAGCCUGCGCGGAAAACGAGGACAGCAGUUGGAAUGCGGAAAGUGGUCAGCAUGCGUGGGCCCUCCAGGGCUGUGCGAGCUACGACGAGAUAGGAAGAGCUGCGAGAAGGAUUCAGAAGUCGACGUGCCUUGCGCUUGGUGCGCGAGCGAAGAUCGCUGUGUCACAUAUACAUCGAACGCUUCAGGACAUCUUGUUGCCCAGUGUGUGGGAUGCGAUGGUAAGUUUAACAGUGGAAUGAAGACAGACGUUUGUGGGGUUUGUGGAGGGACCAACAGCACUUGUUUUGCUUUCACUCGUCAGGAACAAAUUGGGAUCUUGUUGGCGUUAAGUGGGAACAUCCUUAUUUCACCCUACAUUCGCCUUAAGCUCUGGUGGGUCGGCAUGGUCCUCAUGGCCAUGGGCGAGACUGGAAACUUCCUCGCCUAUGCUUACGCGCCGGCCACAGUCGUCGCUCCUCUUGGAGCAGUGUCGGUUAUCUCCAACUCUAUCCUUGCGCACUACAUCCUUCGAGAACAUAUCGGCCCUCGCAAUUUGUUUGGGGUGGCCAUGGCGAUUUUAGGGUCCGUGCUUAUCGUCCUUUAUGCUCCCUCCUCGGACAAACAGCUCACCAUGGAGGUCCUCAUCGAGUACAUGAGCGACAGUGGCUUUGCCUUCUUUGUUAUUUCCAUCUCCAUCGCCAUCUUGAUCCUCUUCCUACUUCCGGACAACAUCAAGAAGCGAUAUGUCGUCAUCUACACUCUUAUCUGUUCUCUCACGGGGAGUUUGACUGUCAUGUGCGUCAAAGGAGUCUCGACGGCGCUUGUCCUCACCUUGCAGGGGAACAACCAGUUCUACAAUGUCCUUCCUUGGAUCCUCGUUGCCGUUACCGUGGGCACACUCAUUGUUCAGCUCAAGUACUUGAAUCUUGCCAUGAUGCAUUUUGGAGCAUCGGAGGUCGUCCCAGUCUACUACGUGCUCUUUACCUUCUGCUCCAUCAUGGCUGGGAUCGUCCUGUACAAGGAGUACCACCAGCAUUGUCCUCCUACCAACCCAGACUGCCACUACACGCUCUUCUUUGUCUCCGGCUGUCUCGUCACUUUCUCUGGCGUCUACCUCAUCACGUUUGCCAAGCGCUCCAAGACAAACUACAGGGAUGAACUCGACGACCUUGCUGAUGAGAUGCUAGACGGGCGCUUCCUCCAUCGUGACGCGGGGGGGCGAUCGCGGUCGGACUGGACGGCAUACGGACGGGGACGAGCAGCUACGGUGGAGGUGGAGACUGAGGGCCUGCUGGGAGGAACCGUGAUGCGCGUGAAGAACAGCCCUCCCUCAUCUCCCGACGCUCAGGGUGUGGAACUGAGCUCGGUGGCUGCUCAGCUUCGUUAG
Guillardia theta CCMP2712 is the source of this 1727-nucleotide messenger RNA. RefSeq lists its product as hypothetical. NCBI's taxonomy places the organism in Eukaryota, Cryptophyceae, Pyrenomonadales, Geminigeraceae. Gene Ontology annotation, cellular component: membrane. Gene Ontology annotation, molecular function: magnesium ion transmembrane transporter activity. Gene Ontology annotation, biological process: magnesium ion transport. The transcript has 16 exons. The coding region runs from base 63 to 1727 and encodes 554 amino acids. The record is from RefSeq and is a predicted model, not a curated record.